Messenger RNA from Numida meleagris (helmeted guineafowl), 2293 nucleotides. It is a transcript of the gene HAUS8, whose product is annotated as HAUS augmin like complex subunit 8. Bases 461 to 1492 code for a protein of 343 amino acids. The record is from RefSeq and is a predicted model, not a curated record. The transcript is spliced from 10 exons. Lineage: Eukaryota; Metazoa; Chordata; Aves; Galliformes; Numididae.
UUCUGCAGCUCUGGGGCGGCAUAGGAGAUCCUACUCGUGGGCUUAGGCUUCCCUAGCGGGAGCUCUGAGGCGCGGCUGGGGGAAAGGGCAGCGUUUGGAAUCACUCACAGCCGCCGUAGGGCCCUCCGUGCUUGUGGGAGGCUAGUGCUGAGGGCAGCGUAGCGCUCCUCUGUAAGCACAGCCCAGGUGGGAAGCAUCCCCGUGAAGCGUCGGGGCGGGGUCUCGCCCACCCGCCCGCUCCCGGUGGGCGCGGAGCUGAGGCCGUCUGUGGAGAGUUGCUUUAAUCCUCCGCGCCGCCAGAGGGCGCUCAGCGCCUCGAUCCCCUCAGCGUGGGGCGGUGCUGCGCCUGCGCGCCGUUCGAACGGGCUGGCGGCUGCGGCGGGGAGCGCGGGUGUGUGCCUCAGCGCAGCUCUGCUCUCUCGCAGUUCGCUGCUGUCAUCCUCUGAUCUCUUUUUGAAGGAUGUCCGCGUUGGCGGACGGAGAAACGCCCCAGAAUGAGCGGAAAGGGGGAAGAUUCGUGAAGUCCCGCUACCUGCAGUACGCCGAGAAGGAUUUCAGUAAGAAUGCUUCAGCAAAAUCCUUUUCGUCAUCAGCUUCUAGUGCAUCUUCCACAGCUAAAGCAAGAUCAGUGCUCUCUCAGAAAUCUGAAGCUUCUGCUGGUGUUGCCUCUGGCUCAUUAAGUCAGAGUAGUUUUGAGAGAAGUGACUUACAAUCCACUUUAUUAGAUGGAGAUAAAAUUACUCGACCAGACCUCGAUCUUUCAGUUAUUAACGAUAAAGCUGUCCGCUGGAAAACUACUAGUUCAAAGGCUUCUUGCAAAGCAGAUAAAGGGACAUGUGUAGAAAAGCAGAAAUCGAAAAACAAUCCCAGUGUUCUGGGGGAGGAGCUAAGAUCUCAGGAGCUGAUUUUAACUUACCUAAGAGUAAAGCAGGAAAAGGAUCUGGCUGAGCUUGAGGAAAAAGCAGAACAAAACUUGUUAAUGUUGUGCGAAGAAAAGGAGAGGCAGCAGGAGAAGCUCUAUGAGUUGAAGCGUGAAAUUCUGCUCAAAGAGAGAGAGGAAAAGCUCGAGGAGGAGUUAGUAAAACAGAUGGAAGUGCUUUCUCCUCUUCUUCCUCUUCUUGAACGGUUUAAAGAGCAGUACAAAAGCUUUGCAGUUGCUCUGGAUGCCACUAGACAUAAAUUACCCAUUAAGAACAUUCACAUAGAGGGAGAUAUGCCAACAUACCUAGACGAACUGCAAAAGCAGUUAGCUGUCACACGAGAACUUCUGGCAGAAGUUGUGCCAGGCUCCUCAGAAGAAAGUGCAAAAGCAUUCAGUGAACUCCAAGAUACAGAAGAGGUGUUUCAGAAACUGGAGAAAGAGCUUCAGAGGAGCUUCACACAAGUGCAGAACCUGUCAUAUGAAGCUAGUAAAGAAGUUUCACUGCAUAAUCAAAGAAUAUGUGAAGACAGUCAUGGACUAGAUGUUGUGAAACACUGGUACUUCAACUGAGUUUGUGUGAUUUUUUGUGUUUUAUUCUUGUUUCUUUUUUGCUGAUUGGUGGGUACUAAAUCAGUGUCAGUAGACUUGGGGUUUUUUUGUUGUUUAUUGUCUUUGAUUUGUUCUCUGUCUUUGCUUUACUUAUGAACAUACACAUCCAACUUUCCAGUUGGAUGAAUAUGAAACCGGCAGCAUGUAUGACUAAUAUAAAAAAAUGGAGUUUUGUUCUGCUUACUGACCUAUAAGGAGACAUUUUUUUUAAACAGCCGUUUCUGUGACGCCUUUAUCAUCACUUGUUGCCUUGACAAUAUUGAAAGUUAAAUCAAAUGUUAUUCUUAGCAAAUAUGAACUAUGUAUUCUUAAACUCCUUUUACUUUCUUGCACUUGGCUUCAAGUGCACUGGUUUGCAACUCUUCUCGAAGCAAUAUUCCUUAGAGGGCCACGUAUCAAGGUAUAGAUGUGGAACUGUGUUUGUUGUACUGUACGUUCGUUGAUCCAGACAGGAGGACCAGGAGGAAUGCACAGCGUGGUCAUUAAUCACUCGGUGAGCAGCUCCUGGAGGAACUCAUAAUUGUCCCUUAUAUCUGGAUUUUUGAAGAGGAAAAGCAAUGUGGGUAGCAAAGAAUGAGGCUGAUGAACUGAAGGGGCCAGGUCGCUUGUAACAAGUAGAAAGUUUUUGGUAAAUUGUUGCCUAAUUCUCUUGGAAAUAAAUUACUGAAACAUAAAUGCUUUUGUAUUGACUUGAUGCCUUCUCUUUAAGUACUUUAUUUAUUUAUUUUACAAUAAAGACUGUUUUUCACUGUUGUAUCAGAA